GUCUGUUUAUUUCCUACACAUAAAUUUGCUUCUUUAAAACAAUCACCCAAAACGGAAAAUACCCAUCUCUUCUAACCUUCACAUCUUUCUUCCUCUCCCUUCAAAUCCCCAAAAAAAACCAUUUUGUUCCCAGUUUUCAAUAUAUCAUCAUCUUUAACAUUUGUUGUUCAUUAUGCUACAAUGAGAGACAUUGUUUCUUGUUUCAGUGAAAACGCAGUAAACGUUUCUCAUUCUUCAUGUUCUUCAAGCCAUUCAAGCAAUGAUGCUUGUAUGCUCUCCCCUACAUUAAUAGUGCCUUCAAUCCAGAACGAAGUCUCUGCUAUUUACAAAGUCAUUCUUUCUACUAAGAAGCCACUCUUGGUUCGGGUCACAUGGUGCAAGAACCAAACCGGUCAGGGCCUUAUCUUAAACUUUGGUGACGACGAUGAAGAUGACCCUUCAACCUGCUUUAAACUCAACACCAAUUUGAGGUUUUUCAGGAAGAAGAAAGGCAACAAAGUGAUCGAAGCUAACCAUUCAAAGCUUGAAGUCUUUUGGGAUCUUUCCACCGCUAAAUAUGAUGCAGGACCCGAACCGGUUAACGGGUUCUAUGUGUUAGUCAUGGUUGACUUAGAGAUAAGCCUUGUUUUAGGCGACAUUGAUGAAGAAACCGUCACCCAAAAGUUCAGAAAGACGACCCCAGUUGCUAAAGUCUCCCUCAUUUCCCGACAAGAACAUUGUUCAGGCAAUACCCUCUACUCCACCAAGGCUCAAUUCUCUGAUACGGGCAUUGUUCAUGAUGUUUUGAUAAGAUUUGGUAGGGAAAAUGAAGGCCUAAAGCACCCUAUUUUAUCAGUUUACAUCGAUAAGAAGAUAGUGAUUCGUGUGAAGAGGUUGCAAUGGAAUUUUAGAGGAAACCAGACCAUAUUUGUUGAUGGGUUAUCAGUUGAUCUGAUGUGGGAUGUUCAUGAUUGGUUCUUCAAACCUGUCACGGGUUCUGCAAUUUUCACGGGUUCUGCAAUUUUCAUGUUUAGGACAAGAAGUGGAUUCGAUAGCCGACUUUGGUUGGAGGAGAAGUUGUUGCAGAAAGAUCAAGAUAGACAUGGAUUCUCAUUGUUGAUUUAUGCCUGUAAGAACACAUAAAAAGAAGCACACUUUGUUCCAUGUUUUUGUUUGAUUUUUUUCUUCUUUUUGAAAAAUCAGAACUUACCUUUAAGUGUUA
This is a messenger RNA of Gossypium arboreum, 1201 nucleotides long. RefSeq lists its product as uncharacterized. Lineage: Eukaryota; Viridiplantae; Streptophyta; Magnoliopsida; Malvales; Malvaceae. The transcript has a single exon. The record is from RefSeq and is a predicted model, not a curated record. The coding region runs from base 181 to 1122 and encodes 313 amino acids.